UAAUUUGCACACACGCGGUUGCAGAGUAAAGAACAGAAGAUGGCACAAACGCUGGCAAUGCCUGUGGCACCUUCACUUGCUGUCAUCUCCAAUCCCUCCCUCUCCAAUAGAGUCUCCUUUCAUGUUCCGAACCAUCCCAAUCCCAAGGUUAAUGGGUUAAGCAUCCGUUGUGUUCGUGUUGGAGGUGUUGAGAUUCCAAACAACAAGCGAAUUGAGUACUCACUGCAAUAUAUUCAUGGAGUUGGGAGGACCAGAGCUCGCCAGAUCCUGUGUGAUAUUAAGAUGGACAACAAAAUCACCAAGGAAUUGAGUGAGGAGGAGCUCGUUACUCUCAGGGAUGAAGUCUCCAAAUACAUGGUUGAAGGAGAUUUGAGACGGUUUAAUGCACUUAAUAUAAGGAGACUGAAGGAGAUUCAAUGCUAUAGAGGAAUAAGGCAUAUUCAAGGGCUUCCUUGCAGGGGACAGCGUACCAAGAACAAUUGCAGGACCUUGAAGGGUAAGAAGGUUGCCAUUGCUGGCAAGAAGAAAAAGUAAACUUUUCCUUUUGAGUGAUUAAUGAAUUUUUACGUUCGUUUGUUAUCGAUUGUGUAAAAUUCAACGUGUACUACAAUUCGAUUGUAUUUUAUUAAAUCAGUUGUAAUUUCUCUCUUUUCGAAGUUCAACUCAAGUUUCUUAGCA
This is a messenger RNA of Gastrolobium bilobum, 678 nucleotides long. RefSeq names its product small ribosomal subunit protein uS13c-like. The transcript has 3 exons. The record is from RefSeq and is a predicted model, not a curated record. Gene Ontology annotation, biological process: translation. Gene Ontology annotation, molecular function: structural constituent of ribosome; RNA binding. Gene Ontology annotation, cellular component: small ribosomal subunit; mitochondrion; ribosome. Bases 40 to 534 code for a protein of 164 amino acids. NCBI's taxonomy places the organism in Eukaryota, Viridiplantae, Streptophyta, Magnoliopsida, Fabales, Fabaceae.